Marmota flaviventris (yellow-bellied marmot) is the source of this 1357-nucleotide messenger RNA. Lineage: Eukaryota; Metazoa; Chordata; Mammalia; Rodentia; Sciuridae. The record is from RefSeq and is a predicted model, not a curated record.
GAGAUCAACUUCCUCAGAGCCAUCUAUGAGGCAGAACUGUCUCAGAUGCAAACCCACAUCUCAGACACUUCUGUGGUGCUGUCCAUGGACAACAACCGCAACCUGGACCUGGACAGCAUCAUCGCUGAAGUCAAGGCCCAAUAUGAGGAGAUCGCUCAGAGGAGCCGGGCUGAGGCUGAGUCCUGGUACCAGACCAAGUAUGAGGAGCUGCAGGUCACAGCAGGCAGACAUGGGGAUGACCUGCGCAACACCAAGCAGGAGAUUGCUGAGAUCAACCGCAUGAUCCAGAGGCUCAGAUCGGAGAUCGACCACGUCAAGAAGCAGUGCGCCAGCCUGCAGGCCGCCAUUGCUGAUGCGGAGCAGCGUGGGGAGAUGGCCCUCAAGGAUGCCAAGAGCAAGCUGGAAGGGCUGGAGGACGCCCUGCAGAAGGCCAAGCAGGACAUGGCCAGGCUGCUGAAGGAGUACCAGGAGCUCAUGAAUGUCAAGCUGGCCCUGGACGUGGAGAUCGCCACCUACAGGAAGCUGCUGGAAGGCGAGGAGUGCAGGCUGAGUGGCGAGGGCGUUGGACCCGUCAACAUCUCUGUGGUGCAGUCCACUGUGUCCAGCGGCUAUGGCAGCGCUGGGGGUGCCGGCAGUGGCUUCGGACUGGGCGGAGGCAACAGCUACUCCUACAGCAGUGGUCACAGCCUUGGAGGUGGCUUCAGUUCUGGCAGUGGCAGAGGCAUCGGGGGUGGCCUCAGCUCCUCUGGUGGCAGCAGCUCCACCAUCAAAUACUCCUCCACCACCUCCAGCAGGAGCUACAAGCACUGAAGUCCUGCACUGGCCCUUGUCCCACCCUGCUCAGCCCUCUGGUGUAGAGCCCUCUGCUCAGGAUCUUUUCCUCCUCUGCCUCCACCUCUGCUCUCUAGCUGGGGCUGCGGAAGGCCCCUGCCCUCCUGGCUCCUCUGUCUACCUGCUCCUCAGAGAUCCAGUGGCUCCCCUCAGAAUGUCAUCCUCUGAUCUCACAUCAUGGUUCAGUCACAUCUGGUGUCUCACUUUAUUACCUAGUUAUCAAGGUUUUGCCUUUAUAGCUCUCCCUGAGGCUGAGCAUUACAAGAACAUUGUCUCUGUCCUCUGAUUCCAGAAAGUCUUGCCUGAAGCACAGUCAAGAAUUCACAAACAGGCAGAUUCCCUUCAAUUUCCAUUGACCCAAGAACACCCCAUCUUACCGGGUUGUGAACCUCUUUUGUAAUAACUGUGGAAACACAAGUGAUGAAUCCUAUGAUGUACAGAAUCUGUAUCUCUGUAUUGGUUUAUCUUCUCUUUGCUUUCUUCCUGUUUGUUUCUAAUUGCUAAAUAAAGCAGAUUUAUACUAUAA